GUUACCUUUUUUUUUUGCAGUGACAUGAGGUGAGGCAACUGAGUUUCAGCACCUGUGUGUGAGAGGUGAAGCAGAAUUGUCAGUUUUUUUUUGUGCUUCUCACCCCCUGUGUGUGUGUGUGUGUUUGUGUGUGCUGUGUUCUGUGGGUGAAAAGCUGAAGGAAAAUUCAGGAUGAGCUUUUUGUUGGACCUGGUUGUGGGGAUCUUCCUCAUCAUCUACUACAUUUUGGAGUCAUGGGUCCUGUUUUUCAUCCCCAAGAGCCUGAGGAUGAAGGACAUUGCUGGACAAGUGGCCUUGGUCACUGGAGGUGGCUCAGGGAUGGGCAGACUCUUGUGCUUGGAACUGGCCAAGAAGGGCUGCAGAAUUGUCACUUGGGAUGUCAAUGAAGAAGGGAACAAGGAGACAGUGAGGCUGGUGAAAGCAUAUCUGAAGCAGCAGCCAUCUGGCAAGCAGCAUGAGCAGAAAGCAAUAAAUGUGGACAGUAUGGUGCAUGGGUUCAAGGUGGACCUGUGCAAAAGGGAUGAUGUGUUCAGGGUGGCCCAGUUGGUGCAAAAGGAAGUUGGCACAGUUGACAUCCUCAUCAACAAUGCU
Molecule: messenger RNA, 591 nt
Organism: Notodromas monacha
Lineage: Eukaryota; Metazoa; Arthropoda; Ostracoda; Podocopida; Cyprididae
Source: the annotation of a GenBank genome assembly